Messenger RNA from Staurois parvus, 906 nucleotides. The record is from the annotation of a GenBank genome assembly. Lineage: Eukaryota; Metazoa; Chordata; Amphibia; Anura; Ranidae.
AUGGCGAUCAUCAUGUUCUUGGUGAAGGUGAAGGUGAAGAAGCCGGCAGUGGUGUACCUGCUGAACCUAGCCGCUGCCGAUGUUCUCUUUGUUAGUAUUCUUCCAUUCCACAUUGUGUACCGAUUCUUAGGAAGUAACUGGCUUAUGGGGGAAGGGAUGUGCCAAUUUGUCACUGCUGCAUUUUAUAGUAACAUGCGUGGAUCCAUUCUGCUGAUGACGAGUAUCAGUGUGGAUAGGUUCCUGGCUCUAGUCUACCCGGUCCAGUCCCUUCCCUGGCGCACAGUGAGACGAGCCUGGCUGGUGUGUUGCUGCAUCUGGGUGAUAUCGAUGGUCAGCACGGUGCCGCUUCUCAUUAGGCAACAAACCCAAAAAUUUCCAAUCCUGAAGAUCACAACUUGCUCUGAUGUCCAGGAUGCCGAUUCUUUUUACAAGUUUUAUGUUUACUAUUAUUUCCCCUUUUAUAUCGCAUUUUUAUAUUUCUUACCUUUAACUAUUAUGGCCUUCUGUUACAUUGGAAUUGUCUGCAGCCUCAGCACCCCGAGCAUUAAGGGCGCCCAGAAGAGAUCCCGAGCCAUCCUCCUGUCUGUGGUUGUGCUGUGUGUGUCUAUCCUCUGCUUUGGCCCAGCCAAUGUUAUUUGGUUGAUGCAUUUCCUGCAGGUCUAUAAACGAGCCAGUAACUUCUUGUACAUCGUCUACAUCGUCUCUGUCAGUAUGGGCAGUGUCAGUUGUUGUGUGGAUCCUCUUAUCUAUUACUAUGCAUCCUCUCAAUGGCAGAGACACGUGUAUAGCCUGCUGGGGUGUAGGAGAGAACAUAAAACACCAGUAAACCAGCAUCGGGUCCUUGUCCAAAAAGACAAGAUGCAGAGAAGUACCGACAAAUCUUCUGAAACUUCUCGGUUUAUGUAA